AUGGGGGCUUGUCAAACAUUGACCGUUUUGUUAACCAUACUGGCAACUAGAGAAACAACAACAACUGAAGGUACAACGGCAACCACAGCAUUAACAACAACUGAAGGUUCAACUGCAACUACAGAAACAACAGCAACUGAAGGUUCAACUGCAACUACAGCAUCUGAAGCAAUUACAGCAUCAACAACAGUUGAAGGCUCAACUGCAACAAAUGCAGCUACAGCAUUAACAACAACUGAAGGUUCACCUGAAACUACAGAAACGACAGCAUCAACAACAACUGAAGGUACAACUCCAACUACAGUAUCUGAAGAAACUACAGCAUCAACAACAACUGAAGGUUCAACUACAGCUACAGCAUCAUCAACAACAGAAACUUCAACUGCAACUACAGAAACAACAGCAACUAUAGCAUCAACAACAGCUGAAGGUUCAACUGCAACUACAGUUUCUGAAGAAACUACAGUAUCAACAACAACUGAAGGUACAACAGUCACUACAGCACAAACAACAACUGAAGGUUCAACUGCAACUACAGAAACAACAGUAACAACAGCAACAACAGCAACUACAGCAAGUACAGCAUUAACAACAACUGAAGGCUCAACUGCAACUACAGAAACGACAGCAACUACAGCAUCAACAACAACUGAAGGUACAACUGAAACUGCAGAAACAACAGCAACUACAGCAUCAACAAUAGCUGAAGGUUCAACUGCAACCACAGAAACAACAGCAACCACAGCCUUAACAACAAUUGAAGAAACAACAGCAACUACAGCAUUAACAACAACUGAAGGUACAACACAAACCACAGCCUCAACAACAACUGAAGGUACAACUGCAACUCCAGCAGCUACAGCAUCAACAACAAGUGAAGGUACAACAGCAACCACAGCACAAACAACAACUGAAGGUUCAACUGCAACUACAGAAACAACAGCAAAAACAACAGCAACUACAGCAUCAACAAUAACUGAAGGUUCAACUGCAACUACAGAAAGCACAACAACCACAGCCUUAACAACAACUGAAGGUACCACGGCAACAACAGCCUUAACAACAACUGAAGGCACAACAGCAACUACACCAUCAACAACUACUGAAGGUACAACUGAAACUACAGAAACAACAGCAACUUCAGCUUCAACAACAACUGAAGGUUUAACAGCAAGUACAGAAACGACAGCAACUACAGAAUCAACAACAACGGAAGGUACAACUGCAACUACAGCAGCUACAGCAUCAACAACAAGUGAAGGUACAACAGCAACCACAGCCUUAACAACAACUGAAGGUACAACACAAACCACAGCCUCAACAACAACUGAAGGUACAACUGCAACAAAUGCAGCUACAGCAUCAACAACAACUGAAGGUACCACGGCAACAACAGCCUUAACAACAACUGAAGGCACAACAGCAACUACACCAUCAACAACUACUGAAGGUACAACUGAAACUACAGAAACAACAGCAACUUCAGCAACAACAAUAGCUGAAGGUUCAACUGCAACUACAGAAACAACAGCAACCACAGCAUUAACAACAACUGAAGGUACCACGGCAACAACAGCCUCAACAACAACUGAAGGCACAACAGCAACUACACCAUCAACAACUACUGAAGGUACAACUGAAACUACAGAAACAACAGCAACUUCAGCUUCAACAACAACUGAAGGUUUAACAGAGACUACAGAAACGACAGCAAAUACAGAAUCAACAACAACGGAAGGUACAACUGCAACUACAGCAGCUACAGCAUCAACAACAAGUGAAGGUACAACAGCAACCACAGCCUUAACAACAACUGAAGGUACAACACAAACCACAGCCUUAACAACAACUGAAGGUACCACGGCAACAACAGCCUUAACAACAACUGAAGGCACAACAGCAACUACACCAUCAACAACUACUGAAGGUACAACUGAAACUACAGAAACAACAGCAACUUCAGCUUCAACAACAACUGAAGGUUUAAUAGCAACUACAGAAACGACAGCAACUACAGAAUCAACAACAACGGAAGGUACAACUGCAACUACAGCAGCUACAGCAUCAACAACAAGUGAAGGUACAACAGCAACCACAGCCUUAACAACAACUGAAGGUACAACACAAACCACAGCCUCAACAACAACUGAAGGUACAACUGCAACAAAUGCAGCUACAGCAUCAACAACAACUGAAGCAUCAACAACAACUGAAGGUACAACGGCAACCACAGCCUUAACAACAACUGAAGGUUCAACUGAAAGUACAGAAACAACUGCAACCACAGAAACAACAGCAACUACAGCAUUAACAACAACUGAAGGUACAACACAAACCACAGCCUCAACAACAACUGAAGGUACAACUGCAACAAAUGCAGCUACAGCAUCAACAACAAGUGAAGGUACAACAGCAACCACAGCCUUAACAACAACUGAAGGUACAACAGCAACUACACCAUCAACAACUCCUGAAGGUACAACUGCAACUACAGAAACCACAGCAACUACAGAAACAACAACAACUGAAGGUUCAAUGGCAACCACAGCAUUAACAACAACUGAAGGUUCAACUGCAACUACAGAAACAAAGGCAACAACAGUUUCUGAAGCAACUACAGCAUCACCAACAACUGAAGGUUCAACUGCAACUACAGCAUCAACAACAACUGAAGGUACAACAGUCACUACAGCACGAACAACAACUGAAGUUUCAACUGAAACUGCAGAAACAACAGCAAGUACAGCAUCAACAACAACUGAAGGUUCAACUGCAACUACUGAAACAACAGCAACUGCAGCAUCAACAACAACUCAAGGUACAACUGCAACUCCAGCAGCUACAGCAUCAACAACAAGUGAAGAUUCAACAGCAACUGCAGAAACAACAACUACUGAAGGUACAACUGAAACUACAGAAAGAACAGCAACUAUAGCAUCAACGACAAGUGAAGGUUCAACUGCAACUACAGAAACAACAGCAACUACAGAAACAACAACAACUGAAGGUACAACGGCAACAUCAGCAUUAACAACAACUGAAGGUACAACGGCAACAUCAGCAUUAACAACAACUGAAGGUUCAACUGCAACUACAGCAUCAACAACUACUGAAGGUACAACUGAAACUACAGAAACAACAGUAACUUCAGCAUCAAGAACAACUGAAGGUUCAACUGCAACUACAGAAACAACAGCAACUACAGCAUUAACAACAACUGAUGGUACAACAGAAACCACAGCCUCAACAACAACUGAAGGUACAACUGCAACAAAUGCAGCUACAGCAUCAACAACAACUGAAGGUACAAUGGCAACCACAGCCUUAACAACAACUGAGGGCACAACAGCAACUAGACCAUCAACAACUACUGAAGGUACAACUGAAACUACAGAAACAACAACAGUUUCUGGAGGUACAACAGCAACCACAGCAUUAACAACAACUGAAGGUUCAACUGCAACUACAGAAACAAAGGCAACAACAGUUUCUGAAGCAACUACAGAAUCAACAACAACGGAAGGUACAACUGCAACUACAGCAAGAACAAUAACUACAGCAACAACAACAACUGAAGUUUCAACUGCAACUACAGAGACAACAGCAAUUGCAGCUUUAAAAACUGAAGUUUCAAGUGCAACUACAGCAACAACAACGGCUACAACAGCAGCAGCA
Oreochromis aureus is the source of this 3675-nucleotide messenger RNA. RefSeq names its product mucin-22-like. The annotation marks the transcript as partial. The record is from RefSeq and is a predicted model, not a curated record. The transcript has 5 exons. Lineage: Eukaryota; Metazoa; Chordata; Actinopteri; Cichliformes; Cichlidae.